GGCUUCUGUCUUUUUUUUCUUUUUCAUCAAUAGAUACUCUCUCUUCUUUCUUCAGAACUCUUUCAACUCUCAGGCUGAGCAGUAAUCACCACCUCUCCCUUGUUUACAAUCACAGGAAAAUGGGGAGAUUGGCUCUUCUAAGAUCCUUGUACCGUUCCACGUGCUUCAGAUCUUGUCGUUCCUCCRCCGUUAAUGAGAAAACUCUCUUCCAUGGCCUUCGCCAUUACAGCAGCCGAAGCCUCUUCCCUCUCUCUCCCCGAACCAUUGCUGUGUAUUCAAAUUGCAUGUCUUCUGCCAGGUAUUGUAGUCCUCCUUCAGAAAUGGGCAUCUGGGGGCUACGUUCAUUCAGUGAAGAUGUAACUCACUUGCCUGUCAUAACAGACCUUUACAUUCAAAAUGUUUUUAAGGAUUUAAUGGCUGCAAGUUGGGAUGAGCUCCCAGAUGCUGUCAUCAAUGACGCUAAGAGGGCUCUGUCCAAAAAUACCGAUGACAAGGUUGGGCAGGAGGUCUUGAAAAAUGUUUUCCGUGCAGCCGAGGCUGUUGAACAGUUUGGUGGGGUCCUUGUCACUUUAAGGAUGGAAAUUGACGACAGCAUUGGGUUGAGUGGUGAGAAUGUGAAGCCCCUGCCAGAUGAGUUUGUAAAUGCUCUCCGUACAGUCUACAAACGCUACAUGACAUACUUGGAUGCAUUUGGUCCCAAUGAAGUCUAUUUGCGGAAGAAAGUUGAGAUGGAAUUAGGGACAAAAAUGAUACACCUAAAGAUGAGAUGCAGUGGCCUUGGUUCUGAAUGGGGAAAGGUCACAGUUCUUGGGACCUCUGGGCUUUCUGGGUCGUACGUUGAGCAAAGAGGCCCGUAAGAAAUCAUCAUUUUACUGUGAGCAUGUUAGUCUUGGAUCAUUCUCUGUCCCUACUUGGAGCAGGUUACAUGUGUAUUCUAUCCAAGGAAAUUGUCCUAGUUCGAGUGACUUUGCAGGAAAAUAAAAAGAUCUUGAGCAUUUCCUUCAAGGCAAUUUAACAUGUUUGAUCCGAACUCUCUAUUUUGAUGAAGAUGUUGCCAUUUGAUAUGGUUUACGUCUGCUACCAACACCUUUUAUGAAUGCAUCUUUUAUUACGGAUCAAAUUUUAUUGGAAAGCACAUUUAAUCUCUGUUUAUUGAGAUCCUUUGCCGAUGCUAAGAUUUA
Messenger RNA from Nelumbo nucifera (sacred lotus), 1181 nucleotides. RefSeq names its product succinate dehydrogenase subunit 5, mitochondrial-like. Gene Ontology annotation, biological process: tricarboxylic acid cycle. Gene Ontology annotation, cellular component: respiratory chain complex II (succinate dehydrogenase). The record is from RefSeq and is a predicted model, not a curated record. Lineage: Eukaryota; Viridiplantae; Streptophyta; Magnoliopsida; Proteales; Nelumbonaceae.